CUGCGGGCCGGCAGCGGCGGUGCCGAGAGGAGCCGGCGGUCAGGCGGCCGCGCGGGACUCCUCACUUCCUACUCGGGCCAAGAUGGCGGGGGACGAGGCGGGAGUGACUCUGGGGCAGCCGCACCUCAGCCGGCAGGAUCUCGGCACCUUGGAUGUUACCAAGCUGACGCCUCUUUCACCAGAAGUCAUCAGCAGACAAGCAACAAUUAAUAUAGGCACAAUUGGUCAUGUAGCCCAUGGAAAGUCAACAGUAGUCAAAGCUAUAUCUGGAGUUCACACUGUCAGAUUUAAAAAUGAACUGGAAAGAAAUAUCACAAUCAAACUGGGUUAUGCUAAUGCAAAGAUUUACAAGCUGGAUGACCCAAGCUGCUCUCGACCAGAGUGCUACCGGUCCUGUGGAAGUAGCACCCCAGAUGAGUUCCCUACAGAUAUUCCUGGCACCAAAGGGAACUUUAAACUAGUCAGGCAUGUCUCUUUUGUGGAUUGCCCUGGCCACGAUAUUUUGAUGGCUACCAUGCUGAACGGUGCAGCAGUAAUGGAUGCAGCUUUGCUCUUGAUAGCUGGUAAUGAGUCAUGCCCUCAACCUCAGACCUCAGAACAUCUAGCUGCUAUAGAAAUCAUGAAACUGAAGCACAUUUUGAUUCUACAGAAUAAGAUUGACUUGGUGAAAGAGAGCCAGGCUAAAGAACAGUAUGAACAGAUUCUUGCAUUUGUACAAGGCACAGUUGCAGAAGGAGCUCCAAUAAUUCCAAUCUCAGCACAGCUGAAGUACAACAUAGAGGUGGUUUGUGAGUACAUAGUGAAGAAAAUCCCGGUCCCUUUGCGAGACUUCACAUCUGAGCCGAGGCUCAUUGUAAUUAGAUCUUUUGAUGUCAACAAGCCUGGCUGUGAAGUUGAUGACCUUAAGGGAGGUGUUGCUGGUGGCAGUAUUCUAAAGGGUGUUUUAAAGGUGGGCCAGGAAAUUGAGGUGAGGCCUGGUAUUGUGUCCAAGGACAGUGAAGGCAAACUCAUGUGCAAGCCAAUCUUUUCCAAAAUUGUGUCACUCUUUGCUGAACACAAUGAUCUACAAUAUGCUGCUCCAGGAGGCCUUAUAGGUGUUGGCACAAAGAUUGACCCCACGUUGUGCCGGGCUGACCGCAUGGUGGGCCAGGUUCUUGGUGCAGUUGGGGCCCUGCCAGAAAUAUUUACAGAGCUGGAGAUCUCCUACUUCCUGCUGAGGCGGCUCCUGGGCGUGCGCACCGAGGGAGACAAGAAAGCUGCCAAGGUGCAAAAAUUAUCGAAGAAUGAAGUUCUAAUGGUAAACAUAGGAUCCUUAUCUACUGGAGGGAGAGUCAGUGCUGUAAAGGCUGAUUUGGGGAAGAUUGUGCUAACUAACCCUGUGUGCACAGAAGUGGGAGAAAAAAUUGCUCUGAGUCGAAGAGUUGAGAAGCAUUGGCGUUUAAUUGGUUGGGGUCAGAUCAGAAGAGGAGUGACAAUCAAGCCAACUGUUGAUGAUGACUGAAGAACAAAAGAGUGCUUCAUUUUUAAAGAUGAAGUGCCUAUUUCUAUUUUGGAGGGGGUGUAUUUUCACAGUGGAAUUGGAAGCUGUGCAAACACUAUCUUGGAGUUGUAUGGCUGUCCUUGUACCUUUUAUUGAAUUUUACCCUCUUACUAAAAUACUAGUCACUAUCACCAUUAAAAGUGUAAAAGAAUUGGCAUAGAAGUGGGUUUCAUUAUCUACUUUUUAGUAGAAAUUAAUUGUACAUGUCUCAUGGCAUGUCUAAUUUAUGUUACUUUGUGUUUCAGACAUAUCUGUUUAAUAUCAGUCAAACCAGCCCCAGUGUAACACACAAACCAUAAAUCUGGUAUUGAAAUAAAAUAUUGCUUAUUUUCAUUAAUUCAUACAGUUUUUCUGAGUAACAAAAGACUGCAAUGAUUGUUCAAGUACAAGAAUUAAAAGCAAGCAAACUCUUCUUGGAAGACUUAGUACCUUUUCUGCACAAUUUGUUUUGUUUAGACAACUGUUACCAACAAAAAACUGUAUUUCUUUGUUUCUAUGGUUCUUGAUUUUAGGAUUCCAAAAAUUACAUUUUGUAAUUAGGAUGGCAGUAUUGACUGACUUGAAUUUGUCAUUUCUGAUAUUACUACAUGUUUUCUUAAAUCCCCCCCCAAAAAAACCACAAGUAAACUGGAUCUGAACUGGCA
Molecule: messenger RNA, 2184 nt
Organism: Melospiza melodia melodia
Lineage: Eukaryota; Metazoa; Chordata; Aves; Passeriformes; Passerellidae
Gene: EIF2S3
Product: eukaryotic translation initiation factor 2 subunit gamma
Exons: 12
Coding region: 83-1501 (472 amino acids)
Biological process (GO): formation of translation preinitiation complex
Cellular component (GO): eukaryotic translation initiation factor 2 complex; cytosol
Molecular function (GO): GTPase activity; GTP binding; translation initiation factor activity
Source: RefSeq, a predicted model, not a curated record